AUGAUAUUUUUUAACAGCCCUAACAAUGAGCCUGUGCUUUGCAGAGCUUUUCCCACUUACCUUGACGGCGCUGCAUUACUUUGGUUUUCAAAAUUACCUGCAGGAUCAAUCUCUUCAUUCGAAGAGCUGGCGAAGUCCUUUAUCGACUAUUUUGCAGCAGCACGGAUAUACGUGCACGGAUCAGAUUACCUCGGCACCAUCCGCCAAGGCCCACAAGAAAGCUUGAAAGACUACAUGACCAGAUUUGCAGAAGCAACCAUGGAGAUACCAGAUUUGGACCUUGAUGUCCACCUGCAUGCCCUGAAGGCCGGCCUCCGACCCGGAAAGUUCAGGGAAACAAUCGCGGUCACUAAACCAAAGACGUUAGAGGAAUUUUGGGAAAGGGCGGCCGGACAGAUGGAAAUUGAGGAGCUCUGUGAAGCCGAACGAACAGAAAGAAAACAACCUAGGAGGGAGGAAGACAAUAAAUGGUCAAACAACACUCCACCAAAAGGGAUCAUAAACUACAUAUCCGGAGGAUUCGCCAGGGGAGGCGAAACAACCUCGGCGUGA
This is a messenger RNA of Arachis ipaensis, 552 nucleotides long. NCBI's taxonomy places the organism in Eukaryota, Viridiplantae, Streptophyta, Magnoliopsida, Fabales, Fabaceae. The record is from RefSeq and is a predicted model, not a curated record.